GUUGAGUAAUAAGGUUCUUCCAGAUCGGUGAGUGUGGCUGUUAUUUCAUUCUUACGUCAGGGUAGGUUCACGUCAACUCUUUUCUUCUCCGCCGAUGUUGCCAGACCUGCUGAGUUUUUUCCAGCACCUCCACCGCCCCCACCUCCCCCUCACCAUCCAGAGCGAUAAUGGGAGGAGCAGCAUCAGUGGAUCAGAGUGUCCACGUUGUGAUUGUUGGUGGUGGCUUUGGCGGGAUUGCAGCAGGAAACCAGCUGAAGUCCUACAGCGUACCAUUCACGUUGAUCGAUAUAAAAGAUGCUUUCCAUCACAAUCCAGGCGCCCUCAGAGCAUCAGUGGAAAGUGGAUUUGCAAAGAAAACAUUCAUAUCGUUCGCAAAGACGUUUGCAGAGAACUUCAGGCAAGGAAAGGUCGUCGAUAUUGAUUUAGAAAAACAGGAUGUUAUUUUAGAAAGUGGAGAGAUUGUGCAUUUUUCCCACCUCAUUUUGGCAACUGGUAGCUCGGGGCCAUUCCCUGGAAAAUUCGCUGAGCCAGUUACAAUGGAGAACGCCAUUCAGAUUUACGAAGAUCUAGUUAAAAAGGUUCAAGAAGCUCAGAGAGUUGUUGUGAUUGGAGGUGGAUCUGCUGGUGUGGAAAUGGCAGCAGAAAUCAAAACCGAUUACCCCGAUAAGGAGGUAACCUUGAUUCAUUCAAAGAUUGCUUUGGCUGAUGUUCAACUCUUACCCAGUGUAAGGCAGGGGCUGAAGGACAUUCUCCUGAAGAAAGGAGUCCAACUACAGUUAGGGCAGAAAGUCAUUAACCUGCAAGACCUGGUGGUGAAUGAAAUGCAGGACAACAUAAAAGUCGUGACUGACAAGGGACUGGAAAUCAUUACAGACAUGGUCAUCUGUUGUACUGGAAUAAGGAUCAACUCUUCGGCGUAUUCAAAUGCUUUUAAAGAUUGGCUUGCUGAGGAUGGCGCAUUACUAGUCAACGAGCAUCUACAAGUCAAUGGGCUGGAAAAUGUUUAUGCGAUAGGAGAUUGUGCACAUGUGAAGGAACCUAAAAUGGCUUAUCAUGCUGGACUCCAUGGAGUGGUUGCUGCGGAUAAUAUUGUCAACAGCCUUGGCAAAAAGUGUCUCAAAGUUUACAAACCAGGUUCCCUGACUAUGCUGUUGUCAAUGGGUCGGAACGAUGGAAUUGGCCAGCUGUAUGGUUGGCAUGUUGGAAAAUUCAUUGUCGUCAUGGCCAAAAGUAAAGAUCUUCUAGUGUGGAAAAGUUGGAAAGAAAUGGGCCAAACAGCACCCUCCGACGACUUGAGUGCCUGACUGCCUUUCUCCCAUUCUGGGAUGUGCCAGAUUCAGUAUCUUUAAUGUAUAUUUAACCUUUUGAACAUGAAUUAUUGGUUGCUGUAUCUUUAAAUAACUUUCAAGUAGGAAUAAUGGAACUGGAACAUAGAAUAUUCUGUCCAAAAAAAACUCAAACUGGUGCUUUUAUAUGGGUGCAGAAAAACAACUGCAAUUCUGCUUGUUCACUGAUGCUUUUAAAGCUUAAUUAUUGCAAACAAUAAAUAGAAUUUUGAAACA
Messenger RNA from Carcharodon carcharias (great white shark), 1562 nucleotides. Its product is annotated as ferroptosis suppressor protein 1-like. Gene Ontology annotation, molecular function: flavin adenine dinucleotide binding; electron-transferring-flavoprotein dehydrogenase activity. The record is from RefSeq and is a predicted model, not a curated record. The coding region runs from base 168 to 1304 and encodes 378 amino acids. The transcript is spliced from 9 exons. Lineage: Eukaryota; Metazoa; Chordata; Chondrichthyes; Lamniformes; Lamnidae. Gene Ontology annotation, biological process: apoptotic mitochondrial changes; positive regulation of apoptotic process. Gene Ontology annotation, cellular component: mitochondrion; cytoplasm.